AUGCCGGAACAAGACGAGAUGAGGACCGUACAAUCAGCAUCACCACGAGUGGUUUGUUAUUACACGAACUGGUCCGUAUAUCGCCCCGGUACUGCAAAGUUCAACCCUCAGAAUAUCAACCCCUAUUUAUGUACUCACUUGGUGUACGCGUUCGGAGGCUUCACUAAGGAUAAUACACUGAAACCCUUUGACAAAUAUCAGGAUAUAGAAAAAGGUGGAUAUGCCAAGUUUAAUGGUUUGAAGACGUAUAACAAGAACCUCAAAACAUUACUGGCAAUCGGAGGCUGGAACGAGGGAUCCUCUCGUUUCUCACCCAUGGUCGCCGCUAAAGAUCGUAGGAGAGAAUUCGUGAGGAACGCCAUUAAGUUCUUAAGACAGAAUCAGUUCGAUGGAUUGGAUCUCGAUUGGGAAUACCCGGCCUUCAGAGACGGAGGGAAACCCAAGGACAGAGAGAACUACGCCAAACUGGUGAAGGAACUACGCCAGGAGUUUGAGAAAGAAUCAGAAAAGACAGGCAAACCCAGGCUACUGCUCACUAUGGCUGUCCCCGCGGGCAUCGAAUAUAUUGAAAAAGGAUUUGACGUUAAGACUUUGACACGUUAUUUGGACUGGAUGAAUCUUCUCACAUACGACUACCACUCCGCAUUUGAACCGGCAGUAAACCACCACGCGCCUCUCUACCCUCUAGAAGAACCCAAUGAAUACAGCGUUGAUAACGAACUCAAUAUUGACUACACGAUCAAAUUCUAUCUCGAAAGUGGUGCGGAUCCUGAGAAAUUGGUUCUGGGUAUACCGACGUAUGGUCGUUCCUAUACUCUGUUCAACCCUGAUGCUGUGGAAAUAGGCUCUCCCGCUGAUGGACCCGGGGAGCAGGGAGAGGCGACGAGGGAAAAGGGAUACUUGGCUUAUUAUGAGAUUUGCGAAGCGCAAAUACAGAAGACAAAGAAACGCGCCAUCGCGUCAGACGAAGACUCUGAAGAAGAAUCAGAAGAAGAAGAGGAAGAAGAAGAAGAGAAAUGGACCAUCAUGUAUCCCAACCCUAACGCUAUGGGCCCUGUAGCAUUCAAAGGGAACCAGUGGGUUGGUUACGAUGACGUGGAGAUAGUUAAGAAGAAAGCGCAUUAUGUUGUAGAAAACGGUCUCGGAGGUAUUAUGUUCUGGUCUAUAGACAAUGAUGAUUUCCGAGGCGUGUGCAACGGGAAACCCUACCCGCUUAUUGAAGCGGCUAAAGAGGCUUAUCUCACUAAAUUAGAAUCUUCUAAAAACUCAGUCAGCAGCUCGAAAGAAACUUCAAAAGCAUCAAAACCAUCAAGAAGUGGGAACCGAAGACGGAACCGGCCGAAAACUACAUCAACCACUACUACUACUACUACUACUACUACUACAACUCCAAAACCACCAAAAAGCAACAAGCGUAAGUCAACUAGUUCAGUGAGUACUACACCAGCUUGGAACAUCAUCACACCAGAGCCUCCCACCACUCCUGAUCCAGGAUCUGACUUCAAAUGUACGGACGAGGGUUUCUUCCCCCAUCCUCGUGAUUGUAAGAAAUAUUUCUGGUGCCUCGACUCCGGACCCUCGGACCUUGGAAUCGUUGCACACGCCUUCACAUGCCCAUCAGGUCUAUAUUUCAACAAGGCCGCCGAUUCCUGUGAUUUCGCAAGAAACGUGCUCUGCAAGAAAUCGUCGUCUACCACAAAAGCUACCACGAAAACCACAACAACGAAAACAACUCCCACGACCACAACGACGACCACGACCACCAGACGACCCGUCAGACUGACUUCAAGGAGCUCAUUACUGUUCAGGACUUCAACUACUACUACUACAACUACACCAGAACCUGAGCUCAGUGAAGAAGAUGAGGAUGAUGUCGAUGACGCCAGUGACGUAGAAGCUGAAGACCCGAAGGUUAUCAAGGAACUUAUUGACCUUAUAAAGAAAGUUGGUGGUGUUGAACAGCUGGAAAAGCAGCUUAAGCUAUCAGAAUCCUCAGGAUCUACUGACGGCGUCGCCACCACCACGCCUUCAUCAUUCAACACUAAGCUGUAUCAAAAAGUCCUGGAGCGAGCUCGGGGAAAGAACAAGUUCGUCGGAAACAGCAUUACUGAAAGCAGUGUGCAAAACAGUCGCCGUGGACCACAGAACGAAGGACUUGAACCAGCUGCUGAUAAAGACCGCCUGUUGAGGAGAGAUAGACCACAGUAUGUAACCAUCAACCGGGCAAGGUCAUCCACUACACCAGAAUCUUUAGAAAGUGAGGAAGCUGAUGAUGAAUCUGAGGAAAUUCAGGAAUCAGUUCAGGAACAACGAUCAGAGGAACCAUCAGCCAGGGUGGCGACUACUCCUAAACCUCUACAAUACGUUAACAUCAGACGAUCAAGACCAACCACUGCUGCCACUGAAACACCCGAUGAAUCCAGAAAUGCUCUGUUUGAACGCGAAUCAGCGGAAUCAGAGGAACGUCUUUCUGCUGUUGAUGAUGCACAGCGCGUAGACCGUGGAGAAUCCCGGCGGGAGACUCCUGAAUACGUCACUAUAAGACGUGGCAGACCCACCACUGAGGCUACCACACUACCAUAUCACAGGGCUGAAGAAAAAGAAGAAUCUCAGGAAGUUGUUUUAGAGAAAGAGAUCACAUCUCAGUCUUCGUCACCGCAAUAUAACUCUAUAGUCAGGACCCGAUCAACUACACAGUCACCAGUCGAAGAGUUGACUAACCCAGCUCCAACUACGGUCCUUUCUGUUCAGAUAUCUUCAUUAUUGAAUUCCCCAAGUUCCGAGGAAACCGCAAGCCCUCGAACAGAUAGCACAACCGCUCAUGUAACCGAAGCUUCUGAACCCGAAGUAACAACGACAUCUACUACGGUUGUGACAACCACAACCACGCCAGUAACGACCACGACUACCACGCCCUUACCUUCUAGUACAACCACACGACGCAACCUGUUAAGACGACGGGGUUCCACAACACCGACCACACCAACCACGGCUGCUGCAACAUCAACUACGCAGGUAAGUUCUAGGAACUAUGCAUUCAUACGGCGACGUAGACCAUUGUCCCAACCCAACGAAAUAUCUUCGGAAUCUAACGAGUUAGUUGAUAAUGUAAGAAGGAUUAGGUCCACCACUCCGGACAGUCGCGAGGUUGAUGUUAGGUUUUCUGGCAAUAGCGGACCAAAUAGAAGAUUUAGAAGCAGAUUCCAAAUAUCCCGGAACGCUGAUUCCAUACCGGCUGCAGCAUCUAGAGUGUCAGAAAAGGAGUUUAGAUCAUUACCCGAUGAAGAAUUAUCAUUAACAGCUAUUGAUGUUGAUACUUCUGAAAUACUGGACGACGAUGAACUAUUAGACAACAGUGAUUUUAUACGUGGCAGAGUUCCUACUACUCUGUCUGAUCGAGUAGUAGAUAGUGAAAUGUCUGCUGCCACUAUUGAUGAAAGACGACCAAGUAUUGUACCAAGAGGACGUACUAGAUUUGCUUCAAUCACCACAGAGUCUAUUGCGAGAACUGUCUCAACCGAAGCUCCUCAAACACCCAAACGUCCAACAUUUGGGAGGUUUACACCUCGCCCCUUUGCCAGAAAUAGUGUGACAACAAAAACUACUGAAACUCCAAAGAGGGUAACUGAUUCAAUAAAUCAAAGAAUUCGUACUCGAUUACCCUUCGGCAGAUCUCGACCUGUUGUUUCAACAUUAGCACCAGCAUUACAAGCUCGAAAACUGCCAUUUAACAAUCAACAGUCCACGUCACAACCACUUUUAAUAUCUAAUAAUGAAGACGAAGAUAUUGACAAUAAAAGCGAUGAUAUUACAUUAUCCGAAAGUUCCAUAGCAGAAAAAGAACAUGAUGCAUCUUUGGAAGAGGAAGAUUUAGAAAAUCCAACAAAAUCUCUCCCAGAAAUAAUUGACGAUAUUCCGCCUGCUGAAUCCCAAAGUGAUACAACUGCGAAAAGAAAAUUCAAGGUGAUAAGGAGGCGACCAACAACAGUCCCAAAAAUUGAAACCACAACAAUAUCCCUUCCUGAAACUACUACACCCACCGUAACAAGGAUCCGAAAAAUUAUAAGGAAGAAAAUAAAACCGAUUGAGGAUGAAUCUCCUGUUCCCUCAAAAAAUAUCGCCGUGGUUAAUGCCGGCUUUAAAGAUGUUCCAAAAGAUUUAGUAAACUACGGUGAAAAAACUCGACCCACCACCGUUUCAUUAAAUACUGAAGAAAUAAGAACCACUACAGAGUAUGAUGAAAGUGAUAUAGUGGAACCAAUAACCGAAAUUCUAAAAGAAAAUGCAUUCAAUCCAGAUAUAAUAGAAAAAGUAAAUGAAUCGGAAGAUCAAGCCGUUUCUCAAAAUAUAAAUAAUGAAAAUGAUAAACCACAGGUUAUUGUCGAAGACGAGAAUAAAUCACUCGAUAUUUCUGAUAAUAAAGAAGCGCCUUUAAUCGAAACUGUCCUUGAAUCUGUAAACAGUGACACAGAGUCCAAUAAACAGUCUGCAGAACCGCAAAUUGUUAUAUUAGAACAAGAGAAACAAGAUAAUGACUUAAAUAAGGACACAAUGAAAGAGGCCAAUGGUAAUGUGAUUCCACAAAACAAUGCAACACAGAAUGUGGAAGAAACUCCGGCACCUGAAAUAACUACAGAAGAAGUAAUUAUAGAAACCACUACAAAAACGAGCACAACUCAACUGACAUCGCCUUCUCCAAAAUCUAGAUCACCCUACAAACCAUCUAAAAAAUUCACUCCAUCUACUACAGCUAUACCCUCAAGCAGUAGAACUUUUAGUCGUAAAUAUAACCCAGGUGCAUACACUAGUCCUGCAACUGUUGAAAAACCGAGCUUGUUUAAACGACCAACCACAAAGAGACCCUUGUUUACGCGAACAUUUACACGGAGAACUUUCCCUACAGCAAGAACAACUCCAAAACUUCAAUAUGAUGACGAAGAGGAGUAUUCUGACGAGGAAAUUUUGGAUGAAGAACCUGAAAGUCCUUACGUAUUUGUACCACCAAGUAAAUUAUUUACUAGAAAACCAGAAUCAGAAGAAUAUGAUGACAACGAGGAGGUUGAAGACGAAAUAAUCAAUGAAAAUUCAGAGGAAUUACCAGAAGAGGAAAACUAUGAAGAGGAACAACCUGUACUAUUUAGACCCACUUCUAAAAGGCCCCUAUUUAGUUCUAAAGUCGUCAAUUCUAAUACAUUUAGAACUACUAGUUCCACAACUCAAAUUCCUAGACGUCCACUUGGAAGUAGUCAAACCAAUGCCACUGUCUAUAAUAGAUUUGCUGCUAAUAAGCCAGUAAACGGUACUAAAAAACGUGUGCAGAACGUUCCCAUAGGGUACGGGACACCGAAACCAUCCCAAGCCAUUGAUUCCAAAAACACUGUUUCUGAAGCUCCAGAACGUACUGAAGUAGCAAACGCAACAUCUACAUCAUCUGCUCCUGACAAUGAAUAUACAACAACAGAAAGUGAUGAUUACCUUUCUAUGUCAGAAGUUACUACUUCGGUUCCAACAGAUAAUGUAACUUCUCCCACCACCACAAAUGAUGUUGAAACAGAAACAACUAUAAAUUUAAUGGAAAUUAAUAAUAGUACGGACGAUUAUUUAGAAGACACGACUAGCCUACCGAAUACACAAGACGGUUUGGAUUCGCAAAAAGAAACUGAGUCUGAAAUAGAUUCCUUGAAAGACAUCCAGACCACUAAAGCCCUCGAGACCAUAACGGAAUCCUCUUCUGUAAUUACUACAAAUGCUCCCCCAGUAACACCUGUUAUAAAGACACAAUUCGAUAAGUUAUUCUCUAUCAGUAGAGUUGUCGAAGUAUCGUCUAAAUCUGAAAAACACCGUUUGAAUAAAAAUAACGAGACCACCCUUAUUGAAGAAGGAGACGUUGUUGUGGAAAAGAAACCAACAGUUGAUAAAAUCGGUGAAGUGAGCAGAUUCAGUCUUAUAAAAAUAUUUGAAGAUGAAAUACCAAUUUAUUUAACAAAACUUGGACAUGUGUAUCCCGUUGAUAACCCUCCGGAUAAUCCUAUAAGGAUAGACGAGGCGCGAAACGCAAGAUCUCUGGUUGACUUUUCCGAUAUUCCCAAAGAAAAUCUUGUCGCAUCAGAAAGUAUGAACGAAGGCUAUAGACAUAUAAAUAAAUUAAAUGAUAAUUCUAAAUCUGAUAAUGGUAAAGUCGAGCAUAUAAAAGGCGAUGACUUUCUGAGUUACAUUAAUGAUGAUAAGAAAAUUGAGAAACGAAGGGAUAUUGAACCUGAUAACCAGGAGUGGCAGUUCUUUCCAGCUGCUUACGAGAAUGAGAAAGAUAGACUCAUUAAAAACGUAAAAACUUUAGAGGUAGUUACACCACGAAUGUUAACAGAUCAAUACACCUUACCUUUAGAAGCUUUAUUUAAAACUGAAACUCCUAUUUUACAGCGAAAAAUAUAUGACGAUGAAAAUGCUCCAUUUGUUGUAUAUUCUGCUCCAGUUGAGACAGACAAAGAAACUAAAAUUGUUAACGUAAAAUUAUCGAAACCUGAAACGGGCAAAAGUAUAGUCACAUUUGUUAAAGGACAGGAAUUCAAAAGUGAACCUAUACACGAGGAAACGACUGUAAAGUAUCCGAUCAGUAUAAAUAUAUUACAACAAACCGAAGCUCCCACUGAGGCUGUGGAAACUGAAACUACAUUAUCGAAAACUACACUCGCUCAGGUGACUACAACAGAAACAAAAGAUAUAAAAACUAGUCCCAUCAUGGAACUAUUGACGACAAUACAACCUCCAACGAUGGAAGUAGUGACAACAGAGAAACGGGAGCCUUCCUCUACAGAGGUCCCUACCACAACAACUGAACAACCGACCUCAACAGAAAAACCACUAGAAGAAUCCACUACACUCAAAUAUUCGCCUUUAGACGCAAAAAGAUCGAAAUUCCCACUACUAAGAAGACCUAUCAAACCUGCAAACAUAACCAAAUUUAAUCCAUUGCCAUUACAACGCUCGUUAAAGAAAAUAAAUACUACAUUUGCUCCAAAAGCUGCACAGAAAAUUAACAAAACUACCAGUUUCAGUCCGAGCAAGGCACGAUUUUCGAAUAGGUCUCAGAAUGUUCCCAUUGAUAUCAAAAGAAAGUCCACAACAAUAAAAACCCGGUCUUACACUACUGAAACCCCGCGUUCAACAACACAGAGAAAGGCUGCCAAAGAGCGCCGUACGUUCCUGCGUCGCACUAAAGCCACGGCGCCGCCGGAUACAGCAGGAGAGGUUACAAACACACAGACAACAACCAGCAAAUAUACAAGACGAGGCGAGAACAAAUUCAAGACACAAAAAACGGAAAAAGUCGAGAAAUCGCGGGAAAGUAAUAACACAGAGAGUCGGCCAUCUUUGAACGGCACCGCGGCGAGCAAUGACAAGCCCAACCGCAACUUUGUUCGCAGGCGCUUUGGAGGGGCGAACACUUCUACGACCCAAUCGUCUACAGCACAAUUAUCAUCAUCAUCAUCUGUAACAAGACGUCCGUUCCGUGUGGCGAACCGCCGCAGACUGUUCUCUACCACAACCACCACGACCACAGCCUCCCCCACCACUACAGAACUGGAGAGUGACGAAUCAUUACAGGAUAUAGGAGACACAGAUGCGAUCGAAGACCCGUCCCUCCAACCUCAAACCCAAGCGAGGAGAGUCACGAACGGUCCGCGGAGACGGCCACUGGUCCAACUCAAGAACCAAAACGAAGAUCAAAACUCCUCCGCCACUAAUGAUGAAGAGAAAACAAGACAAAGCAAGAAGUACAGCGCCAGCUUCAAACAGAACCAGCUCGACGAAAUACUGAAACUGAGAUCCAGCGCUGAAGAAAUUGAUGUUACUACGGAAGGAAGAUCCACUCUUGAUGAUACAAGUGCUGAAACAGCAGUAGCUCUAGCGGCCCACCAGCUCCUAUCAGCUCCCAUACCGAUCAUACCCGACUACGACGACGAAUCGAAACCAUCGCGGUCCUCUCAAACUAUCGUAGACUAUAAAUUUACGAGCCCAGAGUACAAUGACCUCACUAAAACGCAAACUUAUACAGAAGACUAUCAGAAAACUCCGUCUUACACUUCGUCUGGACCAAGAUAUGAGUCAACGACCCCUUACACUCUCCGAACUGACGGAGAUGUUCGAUCGACUACAGGAUCAGUUAACCCUGAAACAAAUAUACCCUCAGGGUUCACUACACCCGGCCUAUUCACAGGCCGGUUCACGAGACCUACUACAGGAAAUACAAUCAACCCGACUUUCUCUGGUAUAACGCUCAGCCUCGGCUCCGAAGGGUCUGGAGAGUCCACAGCUCGUUACACCUCAAACUUCCCCAAAGAAUCAAACCCUACAACUUACACGGUCAGCAACUAUGAAACCAGAACAAUCAGGCCAGGUUUAUCAACCAACAUCGUCAAUCCAACGUCGUUGAAUUUGAGAGAAUCUACAGCUAGGAUAUACCCGAGCCUGGAUCGAAGUGUACAACCGACUUAUUCGACGGAAUUCACAGCAAAAAUUUCAAGGCCGGCAGGAUUUUCACCUAAUUUAGUUAAAAUAGAUGAAAUUGAAAACGAUAAGACGACAGAGAAGUAUCCGGGUUUCAUCGAGAGGGGUCCAUCUACUGCUAGAUUCGAGGGUUCUAGCGAAAAGAUUUCGGUCCCGGUCGCCGUGGGGUACUCGUCUGGUAGCCAGGGCUUGCAAGAGCCUUCGUAUUUCACCAGAGAAUACUUAUUGGAGUCCCCGGUCACUAGAACGUACGACGAUGAAUACCAAUAUCUGUCACCAGCGACGACACCACAAACCACAACUAAGAAACCGCUGAGAAGGAAAACAAUCUACCGUAGAAUAUCAUCUACAGCUGCACCAAGCUCACAGAUUGUUCAAACCCCGUCCUCAAUCCGCACUUCACCCACAUUGACGACACCCACACAACCGAUAACACAGACGACGGUCAAACCACGACGAACUAGCAGGAAACCCUUUCAAAGAAUAGCGGUGAAGAAAGGUCCCCUUCAGAAACAACCAGUAGAGCCAGAGAUCAAGGAGUCGGCUCCCAAAGAAGUCCAGAAAACUCUAGUUCUAAAGAUCAAUAACAACGCCGUUAAGUCAUCGAAGCCACUCUCAGACUACGAUUACUAUGAUGACAGUCACGAAGGCGUUAAGUAUGAAGAUGGAUCCAAAGUACUUCUUCAUGGAAAAGGCGACAUCGAAUGUUUGGACAUCGGUAACUUCGCUCAUCCGUCGUCAUGUAAGAAGUUCAUAUCGUGCGCGCGAAUGGAGAGCGGUGCUUUAGUGGGCUGGGAGUACAUUUGUCCAAAGGGACUGUCCUUUGACCCUGUCGGCGGCAUUUGUAAUUGGUCCGCCGGGUUAGGUUGUACUGAGAAGGACGCGUGA
Messenger RNA from Danaus chrysippus (African queen), 9396 nucleotides. NCBI's taxonomy places the organism in Eukaryota, Metazoa, Arthropoda, Insecta, Lepidoptera, Nymphalidae. The record is from the annotation of a GenBank genome assembly.